AUGUUCAGAAACGCGCUCCGGACGAGCGCCCGCGCCGCCGGCGCCCUGUCGACCAGCAGCACCACCAGAUUUGCAGUACGUCAACCCCAUGCCCACCGACGCCGCCCGGAGCUCCAAUGCCUCCCGAAUCCAUCGCCGGCGAGCUCGAUCGACCUGUACCGAGCGCUUGGAGACGGUUGGGCCAGUAUUGGAGCGCUAUGGGAGCUUUGGGCGAGCUCUGAAAACAUGCCUACCUGCCCCGAGGCUAUUCAGGGUCAAGCGCGCUAACAUCAUCUCUUUUCAUGAACAGCAGCGAACAGCGCCCGCCGCCGUCAACGCAUUCACUCGCGGCUAUGCUGCCGACGCCAAGGCCUCUCCCACCGAGGUCUCCUCAAUCCUCGAGCAGCGAAUCCGUGGUGUGCAGGAGGAGUCAGGUCUCGCCGAGACUGGCCGUGUCCUCACUGUCGGGUAUGGCGGACAUGAAUAGCAAUACAGAAAGAACAAACAUGGCUGAUACAUUGCAAAGUGACGGUAUUGCCCGUGUCUAUGGCAUGAACAAUGUCCAGGCUGAAGAGCUGGUCGAGUACGUCGGAUACAUGAAGUUCACAUUGGGAUACAGAUACUAACCUCCGUCAAGGUUCGCCUCUGGCGUCAAGGGCAUGUGCAUGAACCUCGAAGCCGGUCAGGUCGGUGUUGUGCUUUUCGGUUCCGACAGAUUGGUCAAGGAGGGUGAGACCGUCAAGCGUACCGGCGAGAUCGUGAGUUGGCUGCAGUACCAACCAAAGGACGUACUUUCAAUACUAACAACGCCCAGGUCGAUGUCCCAGUCGGACUGGAGAUGCUCGGCCGUGUUGUUGACGCUCUUGGAAACCCCAUCGAUGGCAAGGGCCCAAUCAAGACCACGGAGCGACGCCGUGCUCAGAUGAAGGCUCCCGGCAUUCUUCCCCGCAAGUCCGUCAACCAGCCCGUGCAGACCGGUCUCAAGUCCAUCGACGCUAUGGUUCCUAUCGGCCGUGGUCAGCGUGAGUUGAUUAUCGGUGACCGCCAGACUGGGAAGACUGCUGUUGCCCUCGACGCGAUGCUGAACCAGAAGCGCUGGAAUAACGGGAACGAUGAGACGAAGAAGCUUUACUGUAUCUACGUCGCUGUGGGUCAGAAGCGUUCUACUGUUGCUCAGCUCGUCAAGACUCUCGAGGAGAAUGAUGCUAUGAAGUACUCCGUCAUCGUCGCCGCCACUGCUUCUGAGGCUGUAAGUUUUGCCUUUUCCAAACGACAUUUCCAAACUUUAACUAACCUUUAUCCAGGCUCCUUUGCAGUUCUUGGCUCCUUUCACCGGUUGCUCCAUGGGCGAGUGGUUCAGAGAUCACUCGCGCCACGCCGUCAUCAUCUACGACGAUUUGUCAAAGCAGGCCGUUGCCUACCGUCAAAUGUCCCUCCUGCUCCGUCGCCCACCAGGCCGUGAGGCCUACCCCGGAGAGUAAGUUCAGUCUGUCCCCCACCAACAAGAGUCUGCAGCUAAUGAGUGCAGCGUCUUCUACCUCCACUCCCGCCUUCUCGAGCGCGCCGCCAAGAUGAACGACAAGCUCGGCGGCGGUAGCUUGACUGCCCUCCCCAUCAUCGAGACUCAGGGCGGUGACGUCUCCGCUUACAUUCCAACCAACGUCAUCUCCAUUACAGAUGGGCAGGUCUUCUUAGAGGGCGAGCUGUUCUACAAGGGUAUUCGUCCAGCCAUCAACGUCGGCCUCUCCGUCUCUCGCGUCGGCUCCGCCGCUCAGGUCAAGGCCAUGAAGCAGGUUGCGGGCUCUCUCAAGCUCUUCUUGGCUCAGUACCGUGAGGUACGUACUGCAUGUUCCCACUACUGAUAACAUUACUGACUCUGUCCAGGUCGCCGCCUUCGCACAGUUCGGUUCCGACUUGGACGCUGCUACCAAGCAGACCCUGAGCCGUGGUGAGCGUCUCACCGAGCUGCUCAAGCAGAAGCAAUACAGUCCUAUGGCCGUCAACGAGAUGGUUCCCUUGAUCUUCGCUGGUGUUAACGGUUACCUCGACAAAGUUCCAGUCAACAAGAUUCUGCAGUGGGAGGCCGACUUCCUUAACCACAUCAAGACCAACGAGAGCGGACUCAUGGAGACGAUUGACAAGGAGGGUGCGCUCAGCAAGGACCUCGAGGCUAAGCUGAAGGAGGUUGUGCAGAACUUCACCAAGAACUUCUCGUAG
This is a messenger RNA of Lecanosticta acicola, 2196 nucleotides long. NCBI's taxonomy places the organism in Eukaryota, Fungi, Ascomycota, Dothideomycetes, Mycosphaerellales, Mycosphaerellaceae. The record is from the annotation of a GenBank genome assembly.